Messenger RNA from Panonychus citri (citrus red mite), 1877 nucleotides. It is a transcript of the gene atms, whose product is annotated as RNA polymerase II-associated factor 1 homolog. Gene Ontology annotation, cellular component: Cdc73/Paf1 complex. Lineage: Eukaryota; Metazoa; Arthropoda; Arachnida; Trombidiformes; Tetranychidae. The record is from RefSeq and is a predicted model, not a curated record. Gene Ontology annotation, molecular function: RNA polymerase II complex binding; chromatin binding. Gene Ontology annotation, biological process: transcription elongation by RNA polymerase II.
CCUAGUUAAUUGAUUUUCUUCUUAAUUUGUAUUCUUUUGUUUACAAUUAAAUUAGAUUAUUUUGUAUUUUAUCAAAAUGGCUCCGGUUGUUAAUGUCGCGGUGAAAGAUAAAGAAAAAGAGAAACCAAAGAAACCCGGUGAAAGAAGGACCGAAUUAAUUUGUCGAGUUAAAUUCAACAAUACACUACCUGUUCCAUAUGAUCCAAAAUUUAUCACAUAUCCAUUUGAUCCUAAUCGUUUCUCUCAAUAUAAACCAACCUCAUUGGAAAAAAAUCACAAACAUGAUUUGUUAACUGAACAUGAUUUAGGUGUUAAUAUUGACUUAAUUGAUCCUGAUAUUUAUGCGAUCCCGCCUGAUUAUGCUCUAUCGGGUGGUGUUAUACCUUUACCUUUAGAAGAUGAAAAGCUUUUGGAGGAAGAAACUGUUCCCAUGUCCGAUCAAAAGCGUUCAAGGCAUCACAAUAAGGUUGUUCCUUGGCUUAAAAAGACCGAAUAUAUUUCCACUGAAUUCAACAGAUAUGGAGCUUCAAGUGAAAAAACCGAGACCAAGGUUGGAUACAAUGUUAAAAAAUUAUGGAAAGAUGAGAAUCCUUAUAUGGACAAAGAGUGUCAAAUUCGUGCUAUCAACAAGACAUUUGAAGAUGUUAAAAAACCGAUUACUGAACAUCACAGUAAACGAGGUGUUACUCCUGUUGAAGUUCAAGAAGUUUUUCCAGACUUUUCCUUAUGGAAAUAUCCUUUUGCUCAAGUACAAUUUGAUGCCGAUCCUGCACCAAUGUCUCAGGUUGAAGAGAUGGGCCAAGCCAUGAUUAGAGGUGUUAUGGAUGAAAGUGGUGAACAGUUCGUUGCCUAUUUCUUACCAACCAAAGAUACUUUAGAGAAAAGGAAAAGAGACAAAGAAAAUGGAGUCGAAUACGUUGAUGAAGAGGAAUACGAAUAUGACAUGGCCAGAGAAUAUAAUUGGAACGUUAAAAGUAAAUCAUCUAAAGGUUAUGAAGAAAAUUACUUUUUCGUAUUCCGUGAUGAUGGUGUUUUUUAUAAUGAAUUAGAGACAAGAGUUCGUCUCAGUAAACGUAGAUCUAAACCCGAAUCUCGUGCUGCUAACUCUAAAUUAGUUGUCAAGCAUCGACCUCUCAGUGAUGCCGAAUUUAAAACACAAGAGAUCAGACUUCGAUUGUUACAACCACCACAAGAAGAUGAAGAGGAAGAACAAGAAGAAGAAGAAGAAAAGGAAGAUGAACGUAUGGAAAGUGACCAAGAAUCCAAGAAAGAGAAAGAUGAUGCCGAAGAAGAAGAAGAAGAAGCUGAAGACCGAGAUGGAAUUGAAGAAGAAGAAGAGGAAGAGGAGGAAGAAGAAAGUGAUGAUGAACCAAAACAAGAACGGAAAAAGUCACAGAAAAAAUCUUCAUCAAGUUCAAGUGGAUCUUCAAGUUCAUCGGGAUCUGCAAGUGAAAGUGAAGAUGAAGCCGAAAGAAAAGCAGCUCGAGAUAAAGCAGCAAUUUUCGGCAGUGAUGACGACGAUAGCGAAUAAAUCGAACCAUUAUUUAUAUAAAUUACAAUUCGUUGUAAAUAACUAACCAGCAAACAAAAUCAACAAACCAUCAACUCCAUGAGAAAACAAAAAAUUAAGGUUACAAGUCUCAAAUUGAUCAACAAAUUCACUCAAUACCAAAAUUGAAUCAAUUGUCUUAAACCAUCAAAAAAAUCAUCUCAUCAAAUUUACCACAGACUAACAACUGUCAAUAAAUUUUACAAAUUUUUCUUUGAUAUUCCAACUAAAAAAAACCAACAAGAGUCAAAUUAAAUAAUAACAAUAUCAAAACAUACAUUAAACUAUUCCUCUUAAUUGUCAGAAUAAAUUUAAUUUACUCAAUGAA